This is a messenger RNA of Aspergillus chevalieri, 465 nucleotides long. RefSeq lists its product as uncharacterized. NCBI's taxonomy places the organism in Eukaryota, Fungi, Ascomycota, Eurotiomycetes, Eurotiales, Aspergillaceae. The coding region runs from base 1 to 465 and encodes 154 amino acids. The transcript is spliced from 2 exons. The record is from RefSeq and is a predicted model, not a curated record.
AUGCAACUAAUCCUUGCAGCCUUCUUGCUCCCCCUCUCCUUGGCACUCCCCGUCCCUUCACCAAAAGAGGCGCCUGCUGCUGAAGAAAGCAUUAUUCAACCUAACUCUUCUCCUGGAGUCUGCGCUAAUCUAUCAUCUCCGGUCUGCGGCAAAAUCAAAGACGGAGUCUAUACAAUUUUUGACAACGCUUGCUUCCUCCGCAAGGCGGACUGUGAUGGACUUUCCCUCAUCGAAGUCCCACUCGAGAAACGUUUUGACACACAGGUGACCGAGGAUGAUAAUUACGUUCCUAAAGAGGACGAGCAGGAUAGUGAUGAGGAUAAUGACGAUGCUCUGGAGACUGCCGAUCACCCCUAUAGGCCUCCUAAAGGGCACCCAGGCAGGAAGAAGGGUCAUAGGAAGGGCAACAAGAAAGACAACAGCAAGGGCAAGAAGAAAGGCAAAAAGAUUUUUGGUGAAAUCUAA